UUAGGCGCAUAAAGGUGAAUAUUUUGAUAGCUGAAACACCAGAGCAAAAAGAAUUACGUCAUUUUUAAUUAAUUCUGGGUUUUGGGGGGUGUCAACAAGGGUGAAGAGCAGAAGAGAAAAUGGGAAUACAAGGGCUUUUACCUCUCUUGAAAUCAAUAAUGGUACCAAUCCAUAUUAAGGAAUUAGAGGGCUGUUCUGUUGCGGUUGAUACCUAUUCUUGGCUUCACAAAGGUGCCUUGUCUUGCAGCACUCAGCUUUGCAAAGGAUUACCCACUUCCAGGCACAUUGAGUAUUGCAUGCACAGAGUAAAUUUGCUGCGGCAUUAUGGUGUUAAGCCAAUUUUAGUCUUUGAUGGAGGUCUUCUGCCAAUGAAGAUUGAACAAGAGAACAAACGUGCAAGGACAAGGAAAGAGAACCUUGUGCGUGCUAUUGAGCAUGAGUCAAAUGGAAAUUCUGCAGCUGCUUAUGAGUGCUAUCAGAAGGCUGUUGAUAUUUCCCCUUCAAUUGCGCACGAACUAAUCCAGGUCUUAAGGCAGGAGAAUGUAUCAUAUGUUGUGGCCCCUUAUGAGGCAGAUGCCCAAAUGACCUUCUUGUCGGUAUGCAAACAAGUGGAUGCAGUUAUCACCGAGGACUCUGAUCUAAUACCUUUUGGCUGUCACCGAAUUAUUUUCAAAAUGGACAAGUAUGGGCAAGGAGUUGAGUUUCAGAAUUCCAGGCUUCAACAGAACAAGGAUAUAAGUUUUGUGGGUUUCACAAACGAAAUGCUUCUUGAGAUGUGCAUUUUCAGUGGUUGUGACUAUCAACAAUCAUUACCAGGAAUGGGACUGAAAAGGGCACAUGCAUUAAUUACAAAGUUCAAAAGCUAUGACAAGGUGAUCAAACAUUUGAGAUAUAGCACAGUGUCUGUUCCUCCACUUUAUGAAGAAUCAUUCAAGAAAGCAAUAUUGACUUUCAGGCAUCAACGUGUUUAUGAUCCUACUAUGAAAGAUAUUGUACAUUUGUCUGACCUGCCUGACAAUAUUGGCAAUGAUUUGGAAUUUUUGGGCCCAUUGAUACCGCAACAGAUAGCUACAGGUAUAGCAAGAGGGGAUCUGGAUCCGUUUACUCAAAUGCCAUUCCAGUUACAGGGAGAAAGUAGCAGUUCUGUGCCGGUACCUAAUGUAACUCCCAAAUGCAAAAAUUAUAAACUGGAAAGUGGAAAGAAAAAGCUAGAUUUGCCUGUCCAGAAGAAUCUGCUGACUAAGUACUUCUGCUUUUCAUCUCUGGAAGCAAAGAGAAACUUCAGAGCACCUCAGUUGUCACCUACAAGUCCAAGUCUAGUGAUUCACACUUCUUCGAGUCCCAGCAAUAAUGGUAGUGAGGAGGCUGCUUCUUGUAAUACCAGCUGCUCUUCAGCAUCCUUAGUUGUCUCUAAGAGUGACAGAAACAACCUCCACAGCAACAAUGUGGAAAGUUGUUUUCCAGAUGGAGUUCAUGAGUUUAUGGAGUCUCCAAGUCCUGGCAUGGUGGAUGAGAAGGGGCCUCCUGAAAGUAUUUUGCUACAACAAAUUGGUCAUUCAAUGCGUGGACCUUGUCAAGCAUUACUAAAGGAGUGUAAUAAUGAGAACGCUCCAAUUUCUGUUGAGGGGAAAACAAGAACAGAGAACAAAAGGGUCAUUGUUAGGAGUCGUUUCUUCAAGCACAAGUCAAUGAACAAGAAUGGCCAAGACAAUAAACAAGAAAUGAUCAGAGUCAAGGAUGAUGUUGCCAGUGAUACGUUUGAAGAUAGCAUCCUUGAGGGAUCUGAAAAUAGAACAGGGAACAGAGAGAUCACUAUAAGGAGCUCUUUUUUCCAGCACAAGUCAGUUAAUGAGAAUGAUCAAGGCAAUAAACAAGAAAAGCUCUUAGAAAGGGAUGAUUCAGCCAACAAUAUUUAUAAAGAUUUCAUUCUUGAGAGCCCUUCUGACAAUAAAUGUUCAAAUGGCAUCAUGAUGAAAAGAAAGACAUCCCCAGAUGACAAUGUUCAAAGAAACAUGGAAGUGAAGCACAUGCGCACAGAUGCAUCUCUUCCUGAUGAUGGUUGCGAUCCUCACCUCAAGGAGACAUUAGCAGGGACGAAACUUGAGGAACGGAAGUUUGGAUCUGACAUUUCACAUAUAAGCCAUUAUUCCAACAUAGCAGAGAAAUCAAUGGAAAGUUUUAUUUCUGUGAUAUCUUCAUUUAGAUACAACUCAUCUGGUUCUCGUGCCAGUGGACUGCGAGCCCCUCUGAAAGACAUUCGGAACACUUGUACCAAUAGGUCGAAUAAUGCCGUUGAUUUUAGCCAAUUUGCUUACAUUCCAAAGAACCAGAAGACCACAGUAGCAUCUCUAAGACGCUGACUUUUGGAAAACAUGUGAAGAGAAAUGUUAAUCGGCUGAGGAUCGUGAUGUAUUUCGAACAUAAGAGCUCCACCGUCUAUUCCUUCAUUCUGAAUGUUUAAUUGUUAAGCUUCUUACUAUUUUUUUUUUCCUUUUAUAUUCCUAUGUUGUCAUCAUCAUUGUUAUAGUAUUGAUAUUUAGAACUGCCUCUAAUUUAGGUGGCGUAUAUGUUUAAGGCUCGUUUUGGAUUUA
Molecule: messenger RNA, 2591 nt
Organism: Populus trichocarpa (black cottonwood)
Lineage: Eukaryota; Viridiplantae; Streptophyta; Magnoliopsida; Malpighiales; Salicaceae
Product: exonuclease 1
Exons: 14
Coding region: 120-2360 (746 amino acids)
Molecular function (GO): 5'-flap endonuclease activity; DNA binding; metal ion binding
Source: RefSeq, a predicted model, not a curated record